Messenger RNA from Pleurotus ostreatus (oyster mushroom), 2388 nucleotides. RefSeq lists its product as uncharacterized. Bases 1 to 2388 code for a protein of 795 amino acids. The record is from RefSeq and is a predicted model, not a curated record. Gene Ontology annotation, cellular component: cytoplasm. Lineage: Eukaryota; Fungi; Basidiomycota; Agaricomycetes; Agaricales; Pleurotaceae. Gene Ontology annotation, molecular function: protein binding. The transcript is spliced from 5 exons.
AUGCCCGCCCCGACGCCGUUUGCUACCCCUCACUCCCAGAUGUAUCCCGCUCUCUACCUCUACCCCCUCAAUGAGUCGUUUGUCCCCAAACACAUCUCCCUGGUUGGUGGCCAACGCGUGAAAAUUGGACGUCAAACCAAUGCAAAGACUGUCCCUGGCGAACGAAACGGUUAUUUCGACUCCAAAGUCCUCAGUAGGCAGCAUGCGGAGAUCUGGGAAGAGACAGGCAAGAUAUUCAUCAAGGACGUCAAGAGCUCAAAUGGGACCUUCAUAAACGGUGAACGGCUUAGCCCGGAGGGUAUGGAGUCUGAUCCUUGGGAACUGAAAAGCGAUGAUAUCGUGGAAUUCGGUAUCGACAUCGUCGGCGACGACAACAAGAUCCUCCACUACAAGGUCGCCGCCAGGGUUUUCUGCAUAUUCAACGAGCAAGAUUUGCAGAUUGCCCACCGCUCCGAACAGCAUCAACAGCAGCAGCACCAUCAACAGGCCUUGCAACCCCACGGCGCUCCGCCUUCACUCCAAGCCGGCCCAUCCUCAUCCACUAUCAACAACUCAUCCUUUAAUUUCGGCGCUAAUAACGGCAGCGGACCACCACGGCGCACCUCGUCGGGCAUGCAGCCGGGAAUCACUGGCAUGGGUGGAAUGGGUGGAGGCAUGCGAGCGCCGGGGAAGAGCGGCCUUACGUUCGAGCACAUCCUCAACCGGCUCCAGGGCGAGCUCCAAAAGAGCCGUGAGACGGGGACGGAGCUGCAGAGCCUCAAUGGGACCAUGAGCGAGGUCCACGAUACACUUGGAGGAUCGCUACCUUCGAAUCUACCUCCAUACCCGCAUACACUACCCCCCGUUCGCCCCCUCCAAACCUCGGAUGUCCCUGCCCGCGAACCAGAACCCGAAGUCCACCCCUCCAUCUCACCAACGGCACUGUCAGAUCUACAAACCCAGCUCCAUGAGACCCAGGCAUCCCUCGCCUCCCAUGUCGACAAGAUCCGUGAACUGGAGGACUUGAGGAAGGAACAGGAAUCCAUCCAACGAGACGUGAGCGAACUACGACACUUCAUCCACUUCAAUCGACAAUCUACCCGGUCGGAACAAUCUGACGACGACGAUGACGACGACGCUCGCAGCAUUGUCACGGUCGUUCCCCACGAGCUUGCGACGGUUGCUGAGGAAGACGAAGAGCAGGAGAAGGAAGCGGAGGUGGGACAGAGUCAAGAAUCAGAGGCGAGCCAGCCUCGUGCCGAGAAGGUUCGGGAUGUAGAAGAGGAGGCUGAGGAUGCAGAAAGGCGUCAGAGGCAAGAAGAGUUAGGCAGACCACGAACCCCCGAGCCCGCCAGUCUUGGCAUGGGCUCCGACCUCUUCACCGAUGCGAAACACCCACCCCAAUACGCACAAUCUGCCGAGCUGCUGGACGCUCUGAACAGUCGGCUUUUACUGCUUUCAAACCAGUUCGAAAGCUUCAUGACGUUGACGACGUCUCUCCAGGCUCAGCACGAUGCGGCUCAAUCUACCAUUCUGAACCUACAAGCAAAAGUUGUCGAGCUAGAGGACAAAGUGAAGACGUCUCAGACCGGACAGGAAGAGGUUAUCUCCGCCUCCAUCUCAGCUGCCACAGCUGUCGUUGCCUCCGCAUUUGCGGCCAGGGACGCCCAAACGCCGGCAAAAUCGGAUACUGAGAACGGGACGCUAGAGCAGUUAAUGACGGACUGGAAGAAGAAUGUAGACGGGCAGUGGAGUAGCAUGCGCGAGGAAUGGUCUGAGGAGCGUGCUCGGUUGGCCAAGGCGAGCGAGGAAUGGGAGACGAAAAUCAAGCAAGUUGACUCGAAGCUUACCGCCCUUACCACCGUGAGCGACCCACCAUUGGCUGCAGGCCCAGAUGAUCAUCAGAACGGAAAUCUACGCCACACCCUUGCUACUCCUCCGAGUCCCCGUAGUCUGUCCUCCGACUCGCGACGUUCAUCAAGAAGGAAGCGCUCAGGAUCAGCACGGGGCCGAACUGGAAAUCGAUCACGAUCGCAGUCGCCUACAGGCACCAAUGGCACGAGCGCAUCGUCAUACGACGGCAUGACGGAUUCGACAAGCGUCACAAGCGUUAGCCAGGCCGGCUGCGACGACGACGUUUUGCGAGCUGACUCCCCUGACUUCGAGUCCGACGAAACGCUUCAUGAUGCGAAGGGCGCGGGAGCUCUGCUGGGUUCGUCCCUCAUCUAUGACGGUUUCGACCGUUUGCUUACCGUAGACGCCGCCGAUAACGCAGUCGCCGCCUCGCAUGCCCCACGAAAACGAGCCGCUCCAAUACAAUAUAUUCAUACGCAUCCAAUUCCGUCGACGGCCUUUGGCGUACUACUAAUAGGCGUCGCUGCGGCAGUCCUGUGGAAAGUCAAGGAGUGA